Messenger RNA from Saccostrea echinata, 1323 nucleotides. RefSeq names its product toll-like receptor 4. The coding region runs from base 1 to 1323 and encodes 440 amino acids. Gene Ontology annotation, cellular component: plasma membrane. The record is from RefSeq and is a predicted model, not a curated record. NCBI's taxonomy places the organism in Eukaryota, Metazoa, Mollusca, Bivalvia, Ostreida, Ostreidae. The transcript has 2 exons. Gene Ontology annotation, molecular function: protein binding.
AUGAAUUUGAAGGGAAACAUUAAUCCAAUGGAUCAUAUUUUGAUUCGAGAUGAUGCUUUUUCAGAGUUAAUAGCAUUAAAAAUGUUGAAAAUUGACGGCCCACGAAAUAUUACAUUCGGGGAAGGAUUCUUAAAAUUAACAGAUAUGAAUAUCUUAGAUCUGUCUGGAAUCACAGGACAUUGUUCGUUUCAAAAAAUAUGGCAAGGUUUUUUCAAGUAUUUGCCUAACUUGACCUACAUUGAUGUUUCAGCAUGUGAAAUCUUGCAUGUUUAUGAUGGAGCGUUUGGGAGUCUCCCAUUUCUUAAACAUCUUGAUAUAUCCCAUAACAACAGAUUAGGAUUUGCCUCACUUCCAAAUAUCACAAAAAAUCUGGACAAAACAGCCAUAGAAAUUUUUCGAUUUAAUGGUAUAAACUGUUUGACUGGAACAGGGACAAAAAUCCGUACAUGUCAUCUUAUCAACUUAAAAGACACAAAAAUUACCGAAUUAUACAUCGAAAAAAACCGACUUGAGCAGUUUGAGGCAGGAGCUAUAAAAGUUCUUCCCAAAACGUUAAAAAAAGUAUCCCUUGGGGAAAAUAAAUUGACUCAAGGGAAAUAUAUGAUAGACUAUUUCUCUGUGGAAAGUGUUCGCAUCUUUAAUAUAAGCGUUCAACUUCGACCAGCGCCGUUUCCGUGGUCAAUAUUCGAAAACUGUAUUGAAAAGCACGACGACUGUGAAUUUUCUUUUUCAGAAAACGAUAGAAGAACAGAUGCAGAAAGAAGUACAGAUAUAUUAUUUCGUACAAAUGACAAAGGGCUUAUAACAUUUAAUAUUCCAAGGUCAGCAGAAAUUAUUUAUGCCAACUCCAGUCGACUGUAUACGGCUAUUCCCGAAUUUGGGUUAAACUCCAAAGGUUUCAGGGAAUUCUAUUUACAAGAUAACUUUUUCUACUCUUGGAUUGGACCAGUACAUGGAAUCGAAAAUUUAACAAUUAUCGAUCUUUCCAAUAAUUUCUGCUCAAACAUUUCCCAAUUUUUUUUUAAAUACGCAACUGGAAUACAAAUCCUGAAUUUGUCUAAAAAUGAUAUCGUUGAAAUAGAUUCACUCCCUGGAAUAUUGCUGACUAUCUUGAAACAAAAUUCUUACUUGGAGUAUCCUAAGGAAGAAUGUGCGUAUGACGUCUUCUGGGAAAAAUUUCAGUCUCUCAUUGAGCAGGAUGUUAUGUCUGACAUGGAGCAUGAAAUUAAGCCUACUAUUAUGCAGGAUAAUCUCUCUGAUAUUGAGAAAGACUUUGUGUGUGACACUGAACCGCUCAUUACGCCUGACAUUGAACAAGGGUAG